Molecule: messenger RNA, 2011 nt
Organism: Physcomitrium patens
Lineage: Eukaryota; Viridiplantae; Streptophyta; Bryopsida; Funariales; Funariaceae
Source: RefSeq, a predicted model, not a curated record
AUCGACUGCGCAGUUUGUGCGACCGCUCUCUUCUCAAUUUUUUCUAGCUACUCGAUUGCCGCACUAAAUAGACUUUGAUAGCGCUGCACAGUCGAUCCAGGUUAGUGCCUCGUGCAGUGAAGUGUUUGCUUUAUUCAGCGAAUUAGAGGAAUAUCGUCGAAUCAGCCGCAGGGUUAGGUUCUGAUUCGGAGGAGUGUUUGGACAACAAAUUCUGUAGCUGAUGGUAUGGUCCUCCGCAGCUUAUGCUCUUUUCGGUUAGUUCUACAGCCUAGAAUGGAUUGAAUGGUUGUAGCUUACUUUUCGUAUAUUUCGGCUGGCAGCUUUAUUCAGAUAUUUGUUGGUGAAUUCGCCCUUUGGAGCUCGUGCCCCCAUCCUUCGUGGAGGUUUUUUUGGCAGAGAAGUAUUCAUUCGCGGGUUCGUGUGCUUGAAUCCCAGAGCAUGUAGUGUUGAGUGUGUGAGUAGAGAAUUAGGGUUUGGUGGAUUGGUUGGGAGACGGGGGAGGAGCUAGGGACUAUGGAAGGGGACCAGUUCAAGGGUAGCGCGGACGGAAUCAAUGCGGGUGAGGCAGGGAGAGGCAUUUGCAAUGAAGUCGUGGCUGAUUUUCUCAAUACAAAUGUGGAGGAGGAUUCUUCAGAGGCCUACCUCGAUAACAAAAUGCAAUUGCGGGACUUGUUGGACAUUUCACAAGUGCUGAGUGAAGCGGGGAGUGCGAUCAUCGAUGAUUCGUUCACUAGAUGUUUUAAAUCCAAUGCUCCGGAGCCGUGGAAUUGGAACAUCUACUUGUUUCCGCUAUGGGUGAUGGGUGUGGCUGUGCGGUAUCUCAUACUAUUUCCUAUCAGAGUGAUUCUUCUCGCCCUUGGAUGGAUUAUAUUCCUAAGUUUAUUCUUUCCUUUACACUUCGCGUUGAAAAAUCACGACCAACUUAGGCGUCAAAUUGAGAGAGGCUUGGUGGAGUUUAUGUGCAGUGUAUUUGUGGCCUCGUGGACGGGCGUUGUCAAAUAUCAUGGGCCACGGCCAAGUAGACGUACCAAGCAGGUUUUUGUGGCAAAUCACACAUCGAUGAUUGAUUUUGUUAUAUUGGAGCAGAUGACCGGUUUUUCUGCGAUUAUGCAGAAGCACCCUGGAUGGGUUGGUUUUUUGCAAACUACCGUGCUUGAAAGUCUCGGCUGCAUAUGGUUCAAUAGGACAGAGGCCAAUGACCGGCAUGCUGUUGCACAGAAAUUGAAAAAUCAUGUUAACGACCCAGAUGCAAAUCCCCUUCUGAUUUUUCCGGAAGGCACAUGUGUCAACAAUGAGUACACUGUUAUGUUUAAGAAGGGUGCAUUUGAGCUUGACUGCGUGGUGUGCCCAAUCGCUAUCAAGUACAAUAAGAUCUUUGUGGAUGCCUUCUGGAACAGCAAGAAGCAGUCGUUCACAAUGCAUCUGGUUCGGUUAAUGACCUCUUGGGCAGUGGUGUGUGACGUCUGGUACCUGGAACCCCAGACUAUAAAAAAGGGCGAAACCCCUAUUGAAUUCUCUGAAAGAGUGCGGGACUUGAUUUGUACGAGAGCGGGAAUUAAAAAAGUUCCGUGGGAUGGUUAUCUCAAGUAUCAUAGGCCAAGCCCUAAGUUAACUGAGAAGAAGUACUACCGUCUUUUCAACCAUACCUCUUUUCCAUGCAAUGCUUGAACAGCAGAAUUUUUCCGAAGCUGUAAUUCGACGGUUGAAUGCAACAGCUCAAAAUCAGUAAAAUAUAGUGAAAAUCUUUUUCAUCAAAUUCCCACUUUAGUGAGUAUUAUCUUUAGAAUUAUGUUAUUGACUUGUUAAAAGUCAAGCUACGUACACAAUGGGAUUUGGAAAAUAAGUACUCCUAUGUUUCUGUAUUAGUGUUGUAGAGGAUCCAGGCGUACCUGGUGUCAACUUUGAUGUCAGGUUCAUCAAUUAUGCUUUGCAGCCUGAGACAAAAGCGUCUAAUGAGUGUACUUUGUAAUUGCGUUUGUGAAACGAGAUCCGGUUGGCGAUGUUUAUUUUC